AUGUCUUCUACCAGUCAAGCCAGGGUCAAGUCCCAAAGCCCACCGAAACAAUCGAGCGGUGCGUUCUUGACUAUCCCCAAGAUUGAUCACUCUCGGUUGGCGACACUGCCGCCAAGCAAGCCAGCACUUGAUGCUGUCAAUGGCGAAGAUCAAGGAAGUACUGGCUGUAAGACAAAACUUGACAGUGACGAGAUCGAACACGAGGAGGCUGACGACUGCAGCGCGAACAGCAGACCGAGAGCCUCGGAAGACACGCAGCGCUUCAUGGAUUCCAUGAGAACGCUCGAGGAUGGGUUUGACAUCGGACUUGCAUUUCCCAAGCGGAAGGGCAAGAAGGAAGAAGCCAGACCUGCACCGACGCCCAAGCCAAAGGAGUUCCUAGUUAAGAACGUCAAGGGGAUGGGCUUUUUCGACCAGCUGGACGCACUCGAAGGCGGCUACUUCCCUCCCAUGUAG
Messenger RNA from Phaeoacremonium minimum UCRPA7, 456 nucleotides. RefSeq lists its product as hypothetical. The coding region runs from base 1 to 456 and encodes 151 amino acids. The record is from RefSeq and is a predicted model, not a curated record. NCBI's taxonomy places the organism in Eukaryota, Fungi, Ascomycota, Sordariomycetes, Togniniales, Togniniaceae. The transcript has a single exon.